CUUGGAUUGUAAACAGUAAAUUUUCAGCAUGGCGUUAAUGAGAGGAGUUGGACAAAGUCUGCGACUUUUCGGAGGUGACUCGCGGUCUGCUAUUCAAGUUGCACUUUAUCACAAAAAUGUGAUAGACCAUUAUGAAAACCCAAGAAAUGUUGGGUCAAUGGAUAAAAAAGAUAAAGAUGUUGGAACUGGAUUAGUUGGAGCACCUGCUUGUGGUGACGUCAUGAAGUUACAGAUUAAAGUGGAUGAUGAUGGAAAGAUUGUUGAUGCUAAAUUUAAAACUUUCGGGUGUGGAUCAGCCAUUGCAUCAAGUUCUCUAGCCACUGAGUGGGUCAAAGGAAAAUCUGUUGAUGAGGCUAUCAAGAUUAAGAAUACUGAUAUUGCUAAAGAACUCAGUUUACCACCAGUCAAAUUACAUUGUUCAAUGUUGGCAGAAGAUGCUAUUAAGGCUGCGUUGAGUGAUUAUAAGAUCAAGAACAAGAAAGAUUAAGAGGGAAGAGUGCAGGAUUAACAGAUUUAUAAUGGAGUGGCUGUGAAUGCUGUGAUGAUUACAAGUGAAACUUUUUGUGAACUUUUUUGUCAUUUAUAUGGUCUAAUAUAUAAUACCCUUGGUAUUUAUAAUAACAAAAAUUAUUUGCUUCUUUGAAAUUUUUAUUGUUAUAGAAAUAGAAAUAAAAAAAAUAUUAUUGAGAAAAAUAGCUUCAUAGAAAAUUAUAUUGUAAGCUCUGAUAAAAGGAAAAAAAAUUUGUCUUUGAAAAUAAUUAGAAUUUUUUGUAAGGUGUAAGCCAUAAAAACAAAUUGAUAUUAAACUGUAAAAAAAUUUAAAACUUUCAGUAUUAUGCAUAUGAUUUGGGUGUUUUAUUGAUAUUAAGAUUUGAACAUUGCCUGUAUAUUAGUUGAUGUAAAUAAAUGUAUUAUGUAGAAAAAUAAAGUUUUUUUGUUUGUUCAA
This is a messenger RNA of Lottia gigantea (owl limpet), 946 nucleotides long. RefSeq lists its product as hypothetical. The transcript is spliced from 5 exons. Gene Ontology annotation, cellular component: cytoplasm; mitochondrial matrix. The record is from RefSeq and is a predicted model, not a curated record. Lineage: Eukaryota; Metazoa; Mollusca; Gastropoda; Lottiidae. Gene Ontology annotation, molecular function: 2 iron, 2 sulfur cluster binding; ferrous iron binding. Gene Ontology annotation, biological process: iron-sulfur cluster assembly; intracellular iron ion homeostasis. The coding region runs from base 29 to 487 and encodes 152 amino acids.